GCGUUUGCUUCCUCGUUUCUACGUCGCUGGUCAACGGCCCCGUCCGCUUCCCUUCUUCCAAACCUCUCCCUUUCUAGUUUCUAUCCCUCUCCCUCUCUAUAUAUCUUUCUUUCUUUCUUUCUCUUUUUCAUUGUCUCCCAUUAUUCUCUUGCCUUCUAUAUUCAUCUUCAUCUUCUUCUUAUCCUCUGCGGACCUGCUCUUCCAUUUCCGCCGCCUUCCACUGUGCUUUGUUUUCCCUUUUUUUCGUCGGGGUUCUGUGGUUACUUUCUUUAAGACAAAGAGGUUAGGCCCUGGUUUGGUAUAUUGUAAUGACGUGUUUUUGUCACAUUUUCAAAAGGGGCAAGAAACGGAGGAAUCAAUUUGUUCAAGGUGAUGAAGUUGCAGAUAUUUCUGGCAUCGAAAACACAAGAAUUUAUACAUAUAAUGAACUGAGUAUUGCCACUGAAGAUUUCAGUCCUCGCAACAAGAUUGGUGAGGGUGGUUUUGGUUCUGUCUAUAUGGGAAAGCUCGCUGAUGGGAACAAAGUUGCUAUAAAAGUGCUAUCCUCUGAGUCAAGGCAAGGAGUGAAAGAGUUCUUAACUGAGCUGACUGUGAUAUCUAGUAUAGUGCAUGAUAACCUUGUCAAGUUGUAUGGUUGCUGCGUCGAAGCCAAUAACAGAAUUCUGGUUUAUGGUUAUCUUGAGAACAAUAGCCUUGCACAAACUCUUCUUGGUAAGAAUGCAAGUAAUAUUCAGUUCAGCUGGAAGACGCGAGCUAAGAUCAGUAUUGGUGUUGCUCGUGGGCUUGCAUUUCUUCAUGAAGAGGCAGAGCCACAUAUUGUUCAUCGGGACAUCAAAGCAAGCAAUAUUCUACUUGAUAAGGAUCUUACUCCCAAAAUCUCAGAUUUUGGUUUGGCAAAGCUUGUCCCAGCCAAUGUGACCCAUGUUAGCACACGAGUUGCAGGAACAAUGGGAUACUUGGCACCUGAGUAUGCAGUCCGUGGGCAGGUAACAUGGAAGUCAGAUGUGUACAGCUUCGGUGUUCUUCUUUUAGAAAUAGUUAGUGGCAGAUGCAAUACAAAUACAAGGUUACCAUUUGCGGAAAGAUUUCUUCUCGACAGGGUGUGGUCCUUGUAUGAGGUUUGUGAGUUAAGAGAAAUUGUUGAUAUGUCUAUAACUGAUGAUAUGGAAAUUGAAGAAGCAUGCAAAUUCUUGAAAGUUGGUCUACUUUGCACACAAGAUGUAUCCAAUCUCCGGCCAACCAUGUCAACAGUAGUCCACAUGCUAACCGGCGAGAAGGACGUCGACAUUCAGAAAAUCACCAAACCAGGUCUAAUUUCCGACUUGAUGAACUUCAGAAACCCAAAAAAGACCGAUGAGACAAACACAUCCUCAUCAUCUGAAAUGGCAACUUUUCCGGCAAUGUCAUCAGAAACCACCACCUACAUAUCCUUCACCUUCACCGCAAUCAGUGAACGAGACUGAGUUUGUUAUCAAUUGAGGUGUAUUUUUUUUUUGGGAAAUUUAAUUCUAUUAUUCUGUGUAGUUUUAUUUGUAUAAAAACAAAUUGGAAUUCCUUUUUAAUUAGAAUGUUCCAAAUGAAACAACAA
Molecule: messenger RNA, 1588 nt
Organism: Dioscorea cayenensis subsp. rotundata (Guinea yam)
Lineage: Eukaryota; Viridiplantae; Streptophyta; Magnoliopsida; Dioscoreales; Dioscoreaceae
Product: cold-responsive protein kinase 1-like
Biological process (GO): protein phosphorylation
Molecular function (GO): protein kinase activity; ATP binding
Source: RefSeq, a predicted model, not a curated record